Messenger RNA from Bombina bombina (fire-bellied toad), 8196 nucleotides. It is a transcript of the gene BAHD1, whose product is annotated as bromo adjacent homology domain containing 1. Lineage: Eukaryota; Metazoa; Chordata; Amphibia; Anura; Bombinatoridae. Bases 161 to 2608 code for a protein of 815 amino acids. Gene Ontology annotation, molecular function: chromatin binding. The transcript is spliced from 7 exons. The record is from RefSeq and is a predicted model, not a curated record.
GGCGUAGCAGGAAGACUUGUAUAGUCGGAGCUGCGGCGUAGCGGAUCCCGGAGCUGUCUCGCACACCCGCUGCCCUGCCCCCUUCAUCUUUGCUCUGGGGCCCGCGAGGCACCUCGCCCUGGGGCUCAAGAGACGCAGGUGCAGAUAUGGAUCAUUAUGUAUGAAAAGGAAAAGUGCAUUUUCGAUUAAAAAAAUAAUGCAGAAGAGAUCUGCAAACUUUAGAAUGGAUAGCACUCAAACAAGUUUUACUGGUCAAAGUGUCUUUAAGGAGCUCACCUUCCAAGGGAGAAUUCCAAGGAGUGUUUUAAACAAGGAAGUACGAAAAACAUACCCUCUACGUGGCCAGUUCUCUUCAGCCAUGAAUGACAAAACCUGCACUGUUGUUCUCACUAGACUGGAGGAUGUGGCUGGACCACGGGUUAUAGAUGGCCAAAUUGGGUCUCCACCAAGUAUCUCUUGCUGGGUGGAUGAUUUUGGAACGCUUAAAGUCCAUACAGGGCUCCCUUCAAAACGUCAAAGGAUUUGCUCAAAAAGGGAAAAAAUCCCUGUGGUCUCCAAUGAGGUGGAUCCUAUCCAUAAUUUCCCGGAACCUAGGCAAAGAAGGUUAGCUUCUCUUAAUGCAGAAGCAGUGAAUAAUCUGUUGUUUGCUAGAGAUGCCAUAUUUUCUGCUAGGAGAGUUCGAAAGGAUUUUACAAAAGUUAGUGGCAAUUUUAACUCUGGGGAAGCUUGGCAAACCUUGAAAAAUCAGGAACAGCAGGUCCUCGGCAAAAAAGCCAGACAAAAAUGCAUUCCCACAAAUCACUUGCAGAAGGAUGUUUUUGAUAAUAAUGUUAAAAGGGACGACUGUGGAGUCUCUUUUCCACCUGCACCAAAGAGAUUAGCAAGUUUAAAUGCUGUAGCAUUUUUGAAACUAACCAAUGAGAAAGCAAAUCAUCUUAAACAGAGGAUUAAAUCAGAUGGUGACAGUCGUCCUGCCAACAGCUUUUCUAAAUCAAAACUAAAGUCUGCUAAAUCUCAAAAGAAGAACUGCAUAAAAUCCCAAAAAGAUUUGUUGCAUAGCAAAGUGGAUGAUCAAAGUGAUCGGCCACGGGAAGCUGAGGGUGGGUUUCUUAAGCCAGAGCAUCAAGAUUCUAGUAGAUCUUUGGGAAAAAUAGAGAACCCCAAUGUGGAACAGUCUUCCAAUUACCAAGAUGGCUUAGAUUCGUUGUACAACAGACUACCUUUACUAAUGGGUGGACAAGCUUCCAUGAAGCCGGAGUAUGGAAGACCAGGAGAAAAAUCUCCUACUCCUAAACAAGAAUUCCAGCAGCCAUCAUUUCCAGUUCAACAACUUCAUCAUUUGCCUGUUCCAGGCAGCCCCCUGGAUUGUGUUGGUCUCUACAAUUCCCACAACCUAACUUUGGAUGGAAAUUAUGUUUCUUAUGGCCAAAGUGGAUUACCAUAUAAUGGGUACCCGGAUUUAUCUAUGUACACUAAAGAUGGAGUUUUUUCUCAGCCUGUAAUCUAUGAAGAACUCUUGAUAUCAAAGAGUUCUUUACCCUCCACUGCAACACUUGAGCAUCUGCCCUGGUGCAACUCCCGCUAUUCUUUAGUAGAAGAUGCUGGAACAAACACAGACAGUCUUUGUGGUGUGAUAAGGCUGCCUAUUGGCAGGGUUAAUAACAUGCACACGGGACAUAAUAGCUAUCCAUACAAAAAACCUUUUACAGCAGAAGGAUACAAAACUCUAGACCAACUCAACAUAGAAAUCGCCACAGCAGGUCACCCUGUUUCUCCUGCUCACCCACUCUCAGGAUGUCCAGUUCCCAGUGUCCCGCCUGCUGCCGAGCCUGUUCCUUAUCUGCAGACUCCCAACUCCGAACCUCAGACUCUGGCUAUGGUCAAGACUGCACGAGAAUGUCCGCAGAGCUCCAAACCACCUAGCGGUUCUAAAUCUGGUGUCAGAAACACACCUGGCUGCAUUCAUGUAACUGACAACAAAGCAAGCAAGGGCCAUAGCCAUCCUAAACAGCAGCGUAUCAGUCGGAGAAGAGCUACAAAUGGCUGGAUGCCCCUCGGAACAGCUUGUGAGAAAGCCGUUUAUGUGGUGAAUGAGCCUGAACCUGCUCUUCGUAGGAGUUAUCAGGCUGUGGAACGCAAUGGAGAAAUCAUCCGGGUUCGAGACACUGUUCUUCUGAAAUCUGGGCCCAGGAAGAAAUCCAUGCCAUAUGUGGCCAAAAUAUCAGCACUGUGGGAAGAACCCAUAACUGGCGAACUGAUGAUGAGUCUUUUCUGGUAUUAUAGACCAGAGCACACUCAGGGGGGGCGCAAUCCCAGCAUGCACCAGAAUGAAAUAUUUGCCUCCCGCCACCAAGAUGAGAACAGUAUUGCUUGCAUCGAGGAGAAGUGCUAUGUCCUGACAUUUGCAGAGUACUGCAGAUUUUGUGCCUUGGUAAAACGUCGAGGGGAGGGUUGUCCGAACAGGAAAGCCUUGAUCGUCCCUCCCUCUGAAGAGUAUUGCACCCCAAUUCACCGUAGGGUGCCAGACACCACAGACCCAGAUCUGGUCUUUCUUUGUCGGCACGUGUAUGACUUUAGACAUGGUCGCAUACUGAAGAACCCGCAGUAACUGCUACUUCAGAGGAAGACAUGGAGAUGCCGGUAGCAACAGCAUGCCGGCCUUCCCACAGCCUAUGACUGUUUCAAACAUCUUCCCGGGAGCUCUUCCAAGCACAGCAGAAGCAGGGAGCUUCUUGCAGAAGCCAGGAUGCUCUGCGGAUUCAGGAAAAGACACUGGUUGAAGAACUCAGCAGUUGAAAGCACAGCACUUCAUUAGAUAUGAGCUUAACUUAAAAAAAGACAAGAAAGAUAAAGUAUAUAACAUAUAUAAAUAUAUUAAAUAUAUAAAUAUAUCUAUAUAUUGGGGAAAAAUAAGCCAGUACAUCAGGUCAGGAGCCGUGGUUGCAAAGUUUGUGUAGGGAUGUGUUAGAGCAUGAAUGAGCCAAUCUUGGUUCAAAUGCCUUAAUAUGUCAGACACGUCUCUGUCACAAUCACACAAAGGUUUCUGCACUUCUGGCCUUUCAUACAGGUUUGGUUUGCUUUUGUUUGUCCCCACUCCAUCUCCCCCCAUGGUUGGUUGAUGCCCGGUCUGUUAAAAAUUUACUUAUUCCUUAAUUUUAUCUUCUUUCCUUUUAAAAGAUUCCUUCCCCCUGUAACCAAAUGUAGGUAGCCUCUGUUUUCAUCAGAUAAUCUUUUUUACCUUUUUUUUUUUUUUUCCGUAAAGGUACUUUGGAGUCUCUUUUAGGUUUUACAUUUCUUUAGAUGUAGAUUCUGCAGUCCACCAUUCCAUUGUGAUAUUGUGUGACUGUAUUUUUUUAGAGAGAGUGUUAUCCUGUGUAAUUAGUUAAUUGCCAAGCCAGGACACGUGGUGGAAGAAUGAGUAUGCUGUAUGCUUUUCAGCACCUGUACAAGUUAUGCUGUACACAUAUAUUGUGUAUUACAAGGUAACUGUUAAGACUCCAUUAUAUAGAUGCUACAGGCAGUAGGAUUCUUUAUUCAGCGCUGGCUGAUUUUUAUGCAGCAAAGCAUUUAAUCAGAUUUGCAGAAUUUCCCAGAAUUCCAUGGUACAGUGUCAGUAUCUUCCUCAGACCAUUAUUAAUCUUUAUCCACCAAAAGUGACCAAUCACAAACUUGUGUUCUGAGAAAUAGCUACCUGACUAAUGAACGGAGUUGCCAUUUGCCUUAUGUGUAUAGUGUCUAGUUCUACUUUUUAUCAUGAAAGUCAUUUCAAAUGGAUUUUAAAGAUAGGGGGAAAAUCAAACAUUAAAAAUACCAAAGGACAUAAUAGAAGGAAUCAACUGAAAUGUUAAAGAGUAGCUUGCACUAAAUCAGUUAAUGACAUAUCACACUUUAUCAGUAGUCUGCUGUAAUCAAUAAUUUAUAAUUCUGCAUUUUCAGUUUUCAGAACAUACCACACAAUUAUAGUUUAAAAAAAAAAAAAAAUGCAGCCGAAGGCAAAGAAUUUGUGACUGAUUUUCUCUGUGCAGCCAGAAGAGGAUAUGGAAUUUUUUCAUUUCUAUGUUUUCAUACCAAAGAGGUUCUGUGUAGGAAGUUAUACUAUUUGUGGUGCAAAGAUGGCUCACAGUCUUUCAGGUGACCAGAAAACAAUCUAUGUACACUUGUAAAUUUAUACUGUAUGAUGAGUAUUGCAGCCAUGUUUUCUGAUACCCUAUUGAUUUAGUUUAUAAUAUCCUACUCUCCAUAUCAUGCAUCAUUACAAGCAAAGUGAUCCAAUAUCCAGCUGCUUUGAGAUGAAGAAAUUCUGUAUGAUUGCAUGUUGAAUCAAAAUCUUUCUACUGUUUUCACUUGGAUCAUAACAGAAGCUUGAAGUGUGGGCAUUUUUUUCCACUUUUUAAAAUGCGGUAGUUUUUAAACUGUUGUUGAGAGUAUUAGUUAAUACUUAUUAUGGACAUAUAUUUUCCAGGGCAUCUUCAAACCUCAAUUUUCUUCCAAAUAAUUGAUUUUUUUUAUAAUUACAUCAGACAUGUAUUUGUUAAUGCAACAGUUUAAAUCUGCAUUCACUUUUUUUUCCUUCUCUAUAAAAGGAUUCUACAAACAUGGAACCAAAACAGACUUUAAUCCUCUGAUAGAGAAACUGAUCAUAUUAUGCUUUUUUUUUUUUCCUCACAUUUGAACUGUAAUACAACAUUUAGAUAGCAUUUAAAAAAAAAAGAGGUAUCAAAAAGUGAAUGCAGCUUUUGAUGACUUAUUCAAAAGUAUGAAAAUGUCUUUGAUCUAUGUAAUAAUUUCCAGGAGUUGUAAAACAGCCAAUUGGAUUGAGAUAUGGUGUAGAUUUGGUAUUAUCCCUUAAACUACUAUAGGAAGAAAAAAGGUAAAUCUAGUUUGCUGUUAUUGAUCCAUUAUGGCUUCCAUACAUGGCAUUUUCAAUUUUCCUGUCGUUCUCAGGUUACUGUUUUGUGACGCAGUGUCACAUGAUGAGUUUGUAUAUUGGGCUAAUACAUCACAUCUGAAUGUUUUAUUUUGGAUUCUGAUCUUCCAUUUCCACAGACGAUGAAGGAGGUUCCUGUCCUAAUGAGUUGACAUAUUCUGAGCUUCCCUGGUCUUCCUCAUGUGUCUCAAUUAUAAGAUCCCUGGCCCCAUAGCUUUCACUACAUUAAGAAAAAUGGGGGGGAUUAAGUUUUCUAUGGUUUAAAAGUAGGCUUGCUGGAAAGUGUUUCUGGCAAUAUCUUAUGCAAGGCCCUUAUAGUGGUUUGCUAUGGCCAUAGGAACAAAUAUCAGUCAAAUGAGAUAUCCAGCAAGUAACGAGCAAUUUUCCCAUUUCAUUAAUGCAACAUUUUAAAACCUUAUGUUUAUUGCAUUAGUGUUACUACAACAACCUUUUAUUGAAUAAGAAUUCAUAUGAAAUUUGUUUUGAUGUCCACUGUCUGUAAAUCAAAUUUAUGAAGUCAUUAACAGACGGGAAUGAGACAUCAUUUUUUUUUAAUAUUAUUUGUAAGACUAAUUGCAAAUAAGCAAGCAAAUUUAAUUUCAAAGCAAAAUAUGCACUGUUUAGAGAUUGCUUUCCAUUUGAAUAGAAUGUACCACUUCUUAGAUUCAAAUCUAUAAGAAGGGGUUGUAUUACUCAGUAAGGCUUAAGAAAAAUAUUACUGAUGUUCUAAGAACACAACUCCUUUUAUUGAAUAACUUACGAGGGCAGCUCAUUUUAUAUGGUGUGCAUUGAACAUUGAUUACAUUUUUUCAUUUUGCUGCUGAAGUCUAAAAAUACCACAUUUCUUAGUCUAAAACAGUACAUUGUUUAUCCUCUAAAAUAUAAUAUUUUUGUCAGCGUAACAGUGAGUCCAAAGGCACAUUCCCAACACAUUUUUUUUAUAUUUCACGUCUUCAAAGAGAAGAAAACUUUUUCAUUAACAUUUUAAUACCUGCUACAGCUGCGCUAAUAUAAAAUAUCAGUAUAUUUUCUUCUACUUGUGUUGACUGUAUAACUUAAUACUUUAUGGACUGACUGAUCAAAAACUCACCGGCAUUGAAAGAAAUCACACAAAAUCUUAAGGAUUUUUCUUAGGCUUUAUAUUUUAAUGCAGUUGUCACAUUUUCUUAUCCUAAACACUGCACAGUGUGAUAACCGCAAUCAAGCUAAAAUGUGCAUUUCUAAGCUUGUGUGGCCUGGCAGUGCUGACAAGUGAAGAGCUUUGGAUCAUUGGGCCCUUAGUGUGUUUUGAUCUCCAUUAAACCAUUAUCUGCCAGAAGUUGCAGUUGAAGGGUUAAGAACAGCCGUUGUUUACUAAAACCUGACAGAAACAUGAGCAAAACAUAUUUAUCAGAAAAUUAAUUUUUGUAAUCUCUUCAACUUGCACUGGAAAUGCUAUUAAAUGCACAACUGUCUGCAGGGGACUCCAUAAACGGACAGUAAACAGUUCAUGCUUAAUCCCAUGCUCCCUAGAGACACACAAAAGCAAAAUUUGCGGGUUUAAAAUAAUUGCAUAAAUUGCAUUUUGCCCAAUUUACUGAUGUUUUUAGGAUGUGAAUAUCAAAGUCCAGGGAUCUGCUUCUUGUUUUAAUUUCGCUUUCACACAUAAUCUAGUUCGAAACUGAGGAACUAGUGCACAUCUGCUGAAUUGUAAUGUGCAUUUGGCACAGAAGAAAUAGUCAAGAAGCUAAUUUAUGAAAACUAUUGUAUGUAUUGUUUCCUUAAUGUAGGAACCAGUGUUAAUGAGUUUCAACUUUAUUUUUUUAAUGAUUAGAUAUAUUAGAAACUAAUAUAAAUUUUGUCCGCACACAUUCUACAGGUUUAUCAAGUUAGCUUGUUAGCUCACUGCACACACUGACAUAUAGGCGCACACACAGCAAGCAAAUCUAUAGGUGCCGUUUGUGGUCUGAAAAUAAACUGCACAAUUUCUGUACCUUCAAUAAUUGCCACCCCUAAAUUAAUCUUGUUUAUAGUUUAUUCCGCGCACAUGGGAUCUUGGUUAAAAACAUUGAGACUCUCAAAAUAUGUUAACAAAAUGGAUUUGAUUGUACAUUAAUGAGAAGUUUUAUUUAAACCUUCAAUUGCACUGUUCACUUUAAUUAGAGUUCUCAACCUAUGUGAAAUGCUUUCAUGAAGAAGCACCAUCUGUAUUGGAAAGGGAUAAAUCGCUAAAAGUAUUCAGAGUAAUCCCCAUGUACAGAGAUAAACUGAGCUGCCUGCAUUAUUUGAGAGCUGACUUGUAAUUCAAACCACAAUUUAAAUUUUGUUUAACCUUUUUUUUCCUUGAUACAUUAAUAAACUGAAGACUUAGAAACCUAUGUUUACUUAGUAUCCCACAGAAUGUCCACAGAUCACAAUUCCAGUCAAGAAAAUUCCAUUUCUUUUGAUUGCACUUCUGGCAGUGGUGGGGAGUAAAAAAAAAAAGCCCAUGGUAAAACCACUUGUAGGACAGGAAAACCAUUCUGAUCAAAUGCUUUGGCAUAGUUCUUUCAUUUUACUUUGACAAUUGUGCUCAAAGUAGUGGAUUUAUAGAGAAUAAGUUUUCAGACUUUUGUUUGUUACAGUGAGUAGAAAGCUAUUAAAUUGUCAGCAAACGGUCCUUCAUUCUACAGUUGUCACUGUCUCAAAUUAGUUCCCUAACUUCACUAUCAAUUUCAAUAAAUCUUGUGUUCAAUUCCUACAUUAUUCUAUACAGUUGAUUUGCCAACGUGUGAGCGUUCCCCAAAUCUUACAAAUCCACUCUUUAAAAUAACAUGAAUUGGGAAAGAUGUGGAUUCUAUAUAUGCUUUAUAUAUCAGAUGCUAUAUUGUCCCUAAUUAUAUGCACACAAUUGGACUUUAGAAUGCACACGUAAUCCUAUCAUCGCUAACACUGACAUCCCUGGCUGUAUUUAGCAAAGUGUGUGGGUGGUUAAAAUGUUUCCUUUUUUCUUAUCUAUUAGAUAAAGACAUAUAUUUUGAAACUGAAAAUGCAGCUGGUAGAAUUUAAAUUUAAUAUUGGGAAAAAAUACAUGUAAAAUAUAUAUAUUUUAGUUGAUGAUUUUGUAAAAUGCACUUUUGUGUUUUUCUUUUUCUUUUUUUUUCUUCCUUGGUCUCCCGGAUCUGUAUUUCAAUGUUUACAGAUGGAAUGAGAAAGAAAACAUUCCUUAUCUUCUGUGAAAAAGCUAUAUUAGAAGUAAUUCUUUAAAAAAUAUAAAAUAAAGUUGGAGAAUUGUAUUGGUUUAGAAAUUA